AAUUUUAGUGGAAUUAAUCAAAAUGGGACAAACAAACAGCACAAAAAAGAAAAACAAGCACAUCAGUAACAGAAAAAACAAAAGCAACACGGAACGUCCAACAAUCCCUCGUUCAGCUAAAAAAAUCAGACCAGUAGCUGAAAAUGUUUCCUUCAAAAAAGCUCAUGAGCAGGCGUGUAGGAUCAAACGUAAAUCACGUCCACCAAAGAAACCCGCAGCUGCCAAACAGUCGCGUCCGGUGGCAUUAAAUGAGGUGAAGGAUCCACAGAAGAUCAACCACAUCCUCCUAAAAUUGUUGCACCCAUCCGUCACCGGAACAGAAGCCAACAAACCCAAGCUGAGAGCAGUGAGAGGGAUCAUCACUGCACAGGAACCCCGAAAACACACUGAAACGGCAGAGGUGCCGCUGCACAGAGAUGCCAACCACAAGAUAUCUGAGAUCAAACCCAUCAGAGAUGUCAAACAGGAAACACAGGAUGUUCCGGAUGUCUCUGGUGUAAACAGAAGCUCUUCAAAAAGGCAGGUGAAUGAAUUGUUGACGAUCUCUCUGAGAGAAGAGGAGCUGAACAACUCUCUGCAGGAGGUGGAUUGGAAGUUACUUAAGGCCCAAGCUGUUCUUCACUAUGCCUUUAUAGAAGUUGAGCACCUACAAAUAAUCAAACAGCGGAUAACUGCAGAGAUGACAUCACUCAGAGCUAAACAACAGUAGAUCCUCCUCAAGAUCAACAGGCAUUCUGAUGGAAACCUGUUUACCCGCCGAGGUUAAGGAUUAAAGUCGAGACUGCCGGGACAACGAUGCUGCUCCUGUCAGAUGUGACGGGUCUGGAGUAAUUGCAACGACAAGAAAUCACUACAGACUUUAUUGAAGACUAGAGCGGAUAACAACUCUAUUAUUAUUUAAUUGUUUAUUUAUCUAUUUAUUACCACUGUAUGACUUUUAGAUCAUUCAAUUCUGUGUUUGUAUGAUUUGUGUAAAUCGUGUAUUUAUUUAAAGUAUCCUCCAGACCACCCAAGAAGGAUGGGCCCUGUUGAGUCUGGUUCCUCUCAAGGUUUCUUCCUGUAAUUUUCAGGGAGUUUUUCCUUGCCACAGUCGCCCUCGGCUUGCUCAACAGGGGUUUUUGUAUCUGUUGGUCCUGGAUUUUGUAAAGUUGCUUUGAGACAAUGUAUAUUGUAAAAAGCGCUAUAUAAAUAAAGUUGACUUGACUUGACUUGACUUG
Molecule: messenger RNA, 1217 nt
Organism: Trichomycterus rosablanca
Lineage: Eukaryota; Metazoa; Chordata; Actinopteri; Siluriformes; Trichomycteridae
Exons: 5
Coding region: 23-709 (228 amino acids)
Cellular component (GO): membrane; cytosol
Molecular function (GO): SH3 domain binding; RNA binding
Source: RefSeq, a predicted model, not a curated record